GCGGGUUUUAAAAUUAAUAGUAAAGCUCUUGAUGAAUAUCCGCUGUGUGCCACGAAUUAACCACCUCUCGGUACCGGUGAAGCAUCACAUAGGGUCCUUUCUGAUACCAAAACACCACCACCUCACCAAAUCCCCGUCUUCAUCGUCCCCCGGGUUCAGUUCCCAUGUUCCUUGCCUUGUGUACCCUCCACCCUAUAAUAGCAAACUCAUGUUCAAACAGUCGACCGUGGUGUUAAGCGACAAUAUUUCCCCUCAGGAGCAAGAGAAAAAGGCUAACCUUGGAAAGACCAUCGAAGAGCUCAAGAUUUUGAUCCCCAAUAUGUUGAAGAAAUCUCUUCCGAAACAGCUCAUAUCCCCAGAUAUCCUAUUACGUAUUUGUCCCACUCAUUUCGACGAGUUGAACUACUUCUUGCCCAAUAUCAAAGGUCAUGUGCUGUAUUAUACCACCUUGAAGACCCUUCAGCUUGUGCUCACCUCGAUCGUUUUGAACCCAAAGGUUAAGUUGCACAUCCAGUCCAUUAAAGUAAUGAGCCCCAGCGAAUCAAAUAUCGAAUUUCUAUGUGUUUUCCCUCACACCACCAAAAUCCAGGUUAGGUGGUCGACCUGUAACGAGGGAUGCCCACACCUCCUCGAAGGAACGGUUCCAGGGGUGGAGAAUUCUUCAAAUAUAGUCUCUACUGCCAAUGCUAAGCUUGGUUCUCAUAGCUGGGCCAAAGUGGAUGCUCUGAAAUUCCCCAAAUUAAAUACUGCUCCCGAUGAUUUGAGAGUAAAGUCCAUCUCACAAACGAUUUCCCAUUUGACAGCUGGCUUGGUAGGGUUGCUGAAAGCACAGAACCAGAUGGAGAGAGUUAUUAGUGGAUUUUUCAUCUUUGAGUUGAACGAAGACCACUCGCAGAUUGUGGUGCAUACGAUUGAAGAUGUGGAUAUCGUGGAGAAGAGCAGCACCGAAGAGGUGGGCGGGUUGCGUAUAUGUUAAGUGCUGUUCUCCUGUCGUGUUGUAAAUAUCUUCUUGUCGAGUUGUAAUAUCUGCAUUCUUGGUGAGUUGUAAAUAUCUGCAUUGCGUACUGCUCACGUGUAUGUGAAUCGCAAUCCUAAAUACUCUGUACAUAGCUAAUGACAUCUUCUAUUACUUUUCACAACUGCCUUGUCAAGUUCUUCAUGAUCUCAACCACAGGCAACUCAUGCUGCACUAAAUCAUAGUUCUGUCCUACCAAGUAAAACCCAUAUUCAGGUCCCUUGGUACCCCUCCAUUGCUUAUAUCCGUGGUAGCCAUACUGAAAUGGAGGAAGCUCAAGCCCUUUACUGUUUUUGAUCAACUUCUCGAUGAACGGAGUUCGUAAGCAUCUAGCACUUCUUCCACUCACCAAGUCCGUCAUAAUAGUGGGAUUACUGCUGUUACCAAUGAACAGAUUAUUCAAUGACUCGGCUGCUGUCACAAAAGCCGUCCCCAAUUGCACUCCACUUGCUCCGUUAUCCAAAUAAUACUUGAUAUCAGAGCUCGACACAAUUCCUCCCGCAGGUACCACAAAACAAUCGGGAUUAAGGGCUUUGACCUUGGAAAAUAAACUCCAUGUAGACAAAUUCUCGUCCAAUUCAAAGUCAAUAAAGUUACCU
Molecule: messenger RNA, 1614 nt
Organism: Yamadazyma tenuis ATCC 10573
Lineage: Eukaryota; Fungi; Ascomycota; Pichiomycetes; Serinales; Debaryomycetaceae
Source: RefSeq, a predicted model, not a curated record